Molecule: messenger RNA, 2298 nt
Organism: Neodiprion fabricii
Lineage: Eukaryota; Metazoa; Arthropoda; Insecta; Hymenoptera; Diprionidae
Gene: Tcs3
Product: probable tRNA N6-adenosine threonylcarbamoyltransferase
Exons: 4
Coding region: 130-1137 (335 amino acids)
Biological process (GO): tRNA threonylcarbamoyladenosine modification
Cellular component (GO): EKC/KEOPS complex; cytoplasm
Source: RefSeq, a predicted model, not a curated record
ACUGAUCAACCGAUGCGAUUCAUGCACUGCGGUGUGUUUUGACAUUGAAGUGACAAGUUGGGUAUUCGGUGCUCGUCCAAUUGAAUAUCUCGAAAAAACACUACCUGUGAUAUUAAUUAUUCCAGCAAUAUGGUAAUUGCCAUAGGAUUCGAAGGGAGUGCCAAUAAAUUAGGCAUUGGAAUAAUCCGCGACAAUGAUAUUCUCUCUAAUGUUCGACACACUUACAUCACACCACCAGGGGAAGGUUUCCUGCCGCGAGAAACAGCGCAGCAUCAUCGCCAGCAUGUUUUAGAAACGUUAAAAUGCGCCCUUAAGGAUGCAAGUCUUACCAUGAAAGAUAUUGAUGUAGUUUGCUACACGAAAGGACCUGGAAUGGGAGCACCUUUAACAGCAGUUGCGCUAGUGGCAAGGAGUGUUGCGCAGCUUUACAACAAGCCUAUAGUAGCAGUGAAUCACUGCAUAGGGCACAUAGAAAUGGGGAGAUUAAUAACGAAAAGCAAAGAUCCAACAGUACUGUAUGUUUCGGGAGGAAACACUCAGGUCAUAGCAUACUCUAGACAGCGUUACAGAAUUUUUGGUGAAACAAUUGACAUCGCUGUGGGAAAUUGCCUUGAUCGUUUUGCACGGCUUUUAAAACUGUCCAAUGAUCCUAGCCCAGGAUACAACAUAGAACAACUUUCCAAAGAAGGUCAAAAACUGGCGCCACUGCCAUAUACAGUCAAAGGAAUGGACGUGUCAUUUUCUGGUAUCUUGAGUCACAUUGAAGAACGACUACCCAAAUGGUUGAAGAAUGGCGAAUAUACAAACGCAGAUCUAUGCUUUUCUUUACAAGAAACUUUAUUUGCAAUGUUGAUAGAAAUAACAGAACGAGCGAUGGCACACACAGGAUCGCACGAAGUUCUUAUAGUUGGUGGUGUCGGUUGUAAUUUAAGACUGCAGAAAAUGAUGGCUGAGAUGUGUGAGGAAAGAAACGCUACCCUUUAUGCAACUGACGAACGAUUUUGUAUUGACAAUGGAGUGAUGAUAGCUGUUGCCGGUUUAUCACAAUUCAACACGAGUGGUCCCACACCCUGGCAUCAAACCACCUGCGUUCAACGAUACAGAACAGAUGCUGUGCAUGUAGCUUGGCGAAUUUGAGUUUGAGGCGUAAGAACGAAAUAUUACAUAAUUGGAAGUGUGGUAGGGGCGUGGCCUACAUCUCGCUGUCAGGUGGAGAAAAUUAAAAUUGAUGCCAGUAGUGUCAGUGAGAGGCUCUAUUGGCUGGUUCUAUCAGAAUGACCUCACUGUUGAUGGUUCGAGCGCUGUCCGCAGUUUGGCGUACCAAACUAUCACAGAUGCCAAUGUUAUGAACUUUUCAAUUUAGUAGCCAUAAAGUACGCUGGUAUGGUUGCGUUUUGCUGCCAUAAAAUUGAACCUUAUACAGAGACGUGUUCAAUUGAGCACAAGUUCAACUGUAGGGUCGGAAAACGCGACCAUAAUGGCGUAUCUUACCGCUUUUACAUAAAAAAAUAAUGUUCACACCACAGCCAUACAACUUUCUGGCUUUGGUUCAAAAACUACUAUUGCAUGAGAAUUUCAAAAAUAAAAUGAGCAACUUAUAUGUAUAGUAUAUACAGGGUGAGUUUUCUUCGGGGUCUGAUCUGGGAGGAGCUUGGAUGCGCUGAGAGUCCGACUUCUAUUCAUACUCGACUUCUAUUCAUACUCGUCCGUUUCAAAAUAAUAGUGUGUGAUUAUAGAGCAGAUACGCUUAUCUCCAAAUCUGUUUACGUCCACACGUAUAGCACACAUCCGAAAUACAAUCUACUCACAUGAGGGAUUGUUUUGAUAGCGGGAUACAAGCAUUGACACAGGACGAGUAUGAAUAGAAGAAGGCGGACUCUCACAUAUUCAAGCUCCUCCUAGAUCAGACCCCGGAGAAAACUCACCCUGUAUAUAACGCAAGUAAGUUUGCUUUGAUAAAGAAUUGGAUCAAUGCCUGUACAUUUGUAUAUAAUGUGUGACAAACAUACAUAGAUAUCCACGUUUAUUCACGAAUUCUGUACCUAAUAUAUUAUAUUUAUAAUAAAAUAUACAUUUAUGUACAUGAUACAGCAAAAACUUCAUAGCGGUGACAAGACAGAUAAAUAUCAAAUUUCCAGACUUCCUGCCGUAUUUUUUAUGUUUUCUGUACACAGGCCAGCAUUCAGUUUUGUUUGAUUGCCAUUAUCUUAUUAAAUAAUAGUCUACAAUACUGUACUGACAUGUGGUACAGAAUUAUUUGUUAAAUUUGUCAAAAACAAGUUGAAUAUUGAAGGUGAA